AUGAUGGCUGUGGAGGGGUCAACCAUUACCAGCCGGAUCAAGAACCUUCUGCGAUCUCCGUCCAUCAAAUUACGCAGGAGUAAGGCAGGAAACCGGCGAGAGGACCUCAGCUCCAAGGUGACCUUGGAGAAGGUGCUUGGAAUUACAGUGUCUGGAGGCAGAGGACUUGCCUGUGACCCCCGAUCGGGUUUAGUUGCCUAUCCAGCUGGGUGUGUGGUCGUGCUGUUCAAUCCCCGGAAACACAAACAGCACCACAUCCUUAACAGUUCCAGGAAAACCAUCACUGCCCUUGCCUUCUCUCCUGAUGGCAAGUACUUGGUCACUGGAGAGAGUGGGCACAUGCCUGCCGUGCGCGUUUGGGAUGUGGCAGAGCACAGCCAGGUGGCUGAGCUGCAGGAGCACAAGUAUGGCGUGGCUUGUGUGGCCUUCUCCCCGAGCGCCAAGUACAUCGUCUCUGUGGGCUACCAGCAUGACAUGAUCGUCAAUGUCUGGGCCUGGAAGAAAAACAUCGUGGUGGCCUCCAAUAAGGUGUCCAGUCGGGUCACCGCGGUGUCCUUCUCUGAAGAUUGCAGCUACUUUGUCACUGCUGGUAACCGGCAUAUCAAAUUCUGGUACCUUGAUGACAGCAAGACCUCAAAGGUUAACGCCACCGUGCCCCUGCUGGGCCGCUCAGGGCUGCUGGGCGAGCUGCGGAACAACCUGUUCACUGACGUGGCCUGUGGCAGAGGGAAGAAGGCAGACAGCACCUUCUGCAUCACGUCCUCAGGGCUGCUGUGCGAGUUCAGUGACCGGAGGCUUCUGGACAAGUGGGUGGAGCUGAGAAACACAGACAGCUUCACAACCACCGUGGCCCACUGCAUCUCCGUGAGCCAGGACUACAUCUUCUGUGGCUGCGCUGAUGGCACCGUGCGCCUCUUCAACCCCUCCAACCUGCACUUCCUCAGCACCCUGCCCCGGCCCCACGCCCUGGGGACAGACAUCGCCAGUGUCACGGAGGCCAGUCGCCUCUUCUCUGGAGCGGCCAAUGCCAGAUAUCCAGACACUAUCGCCUUGACCUUCGAUCCUACUAAUCAGUGGCUGUCUUGUGUGUACAACGACCACAGCAUUUAUGUUUGGGAUGUGAGGGACCCCAAGAAAGUGGGCAAGGUGUAUUCAGCUCUGUAUCAUUCUUCCUGCGUCUGGAGUGUGGAGGUCUACCCCGAAGUGAAGGACAGUAACCAGGCCUGCCUGCCCCCUAGUUCCUUUAUCACCUGUUCCUCCGACAACACCAUCCGCCUGUGGAACACAGAGAGCUCCGGGGUGCAUGGCUCCACGCUGCACCGGAACAUCCUCAGCAAUGACCUCAUUAAGAUCAUCUAUGUGGAUGGGAACACUCAGGCCCUGCUGGACACUGAGCUGCCCGGGGGAGACAAAGCUGAUGGGUCCCUGAUGGAUCCCCGCGUGGGCAUUCGUUCUGUGUGUAUCAGCCCCAAUGGACAGCAUCUCGCUUCAGGGGACCGUGUGGGCACUCUCAGGGUGCAUGAACUGCAGUCCCUAAAUGAGAUGCUGAAGGUGGAGGCCCAUGACUCGGAAAUCCUGUGCCUGGAGUACUCUAAGCCGAAUACAGGUCUGAAGCUCCUAGCGUCAGCAAGCCGGGACCGGCUGAUCCACGUGUUGGAUGCUGGACGGGAGUACAGCCUACAGCAGACACUGGACGAGCAUUCAUCCUCCAUCACUGCUGUGAAGUUUGCAGCCAGCGAUGGGCAAGUCCGCAUGAUCAGCUGUGGAGCAGACAAGAGCAUCUACUUCCGCACUGCGCAGAAGUCUGGAGAUGGAGUGCAGUUUACGCGGACACACCACGUGGUGCGGAAGACGACCCUCUACGACAUGGAUGUGGAGCCCAGCUGGAAGUACACAGCCAUCGGCUGCCAGGAUCGGAAUAUUCGGAUCUUUAACAUCAGCAGUGGGAAGCAGAAGAAACUGUUCAAAGGGUCGCAGGGUGAGGAUGGCACUCUGAUUAAGGUGCAGACGGACCCCUCAGGGAUCUACAUCGCUACCAGCUGCUCCGACAAGAACCUCUCCAUUUUUGACUUUUCCUCAGGCGAGUGCGUGGCUACCAUGUUUGGCCACUCAGAGAUUGUCACUGGCAUGAAGUUUAGUAAUGACUGCAAACAUCUCAUCUCUGUAUCAGGGGACAGCUGCAUAUUUGUGUGGCGCCUGAGCUCGGAGAUGACCAUCAGCAUGAGGCAGCGACUGGCUGAGCUGCGCCAGCGCCAGCGUGGGGGCAAGCAGCAAGGAUCGUCCUCUCCCCAGAGGGCCGCUGGACCCAACCGGCCUGAGGCCCCCUCGAUGCUGUCUCCCGGACCAGCUCUCUCCUCAGACAGCGACAAGGAGGGAGAAGACGAGGGCACUGAAGAGGAGGAGCUUCCAGCCCUGCCCAUCCUUGCCACGGGCACCAAGAAAGAGCCAGCCUCGGUGCCCAGCCCAGCCCUGCCCCGAAGCCUGUCCCACUGGGAGAUGAGUCGGGCACAGGAGACAGAGGAGUUCCUGGACCCAGCUCCUGACACCAACCAAGGACCCAGAAGGAGGGGGCGCUGGGCUCAGCCAGGCGUGGAGCUGAGUGUUCGCUCUAUGCUGGAUCUGAGGCAGCUGGAGACACUGGCCCCAGGACCUCGGGGCCCUCACCAGGACUCUCCGGCCAUGACCCCUUCAGGUCCUGGAAAGCACAGUCAGCAGGCUCCUGAGACCUCAAGUGUGAGCCAGAAUGAAAAGCUCCCCCGGCCUCAGGCUUCCCAACCCUGUUCCUGCCCCCACAUCAUCCGAUUGUUGUCCCAAGAGGAAGGGCUCUUUGCCCAAGAUCUGGAGCCCGCAUCUAUGGAAGAUGGUAUUGUCUACCCGGAGCCGGGUGAUAGCCCCACCCUGGAUACCAGUGAGUUCCAGGUGCAGGCACCGAGCCGAGGGACCCUGGGAAGAGUGUAUGCAGACGGCAGGGGCUCAGAGAAGCACAGUCCUGACAGUGCGUGCUCUGUGGACUUCAGCAGCAGCCGCCUUUCCAGCCCUGAGCACCCCAAUGAAGACUCUGAGAGCACGGAGCCCCUGAGUGUGGACGGCAUUUCCUCAGACCUUGAAGAGCCAGCCGAGGGUGAUGAGGAAGAAGAGGAAGACGAGGGGGGCACUGGCCCCUAUGAGGUGCAGGAGGGCAGCCCCCAUACUCCAGACCAGGAGCAGUUUCUAAAACAGCACUUUGAGACUCUGGCCAACGGGGCUGCUCCAGGGGGCCCAGUCCGGGUGCCAGAGCGGACCGAGUCUCGGAGCAUCUCUUCACGAUUCCUGUUGCAAGUGCAGAGCCCCCCACUCAGGGAACCGUCCCCAUCUUCCUCAAGCCUGGCAGUGACGUCAAGACUAGCCCAGGGGCUGCAGGCUUCUGGUGAGCAGCCAAGAGGCAUCGGUGCCAAUCCUCCAGGAGCACCCCCAGAGGCGGAGCCUUCCCCCGGAAACCCUGGCCCCCAGCAGGCAGUCCCUGUGCUACUGCCGCGACGCCGUCUCAGCCCGGACAGUGGCUGGUCCCCCAAGAGAGUGGCUGCAGUCGGCCCCACAGGUGGACUCCAGAAAGCCCAGUCGGUGCAGAGUCUGGUACCACAGGAUGAGGCCCCUCCACCAGGCCUGUUGCUCUCACAGGAGAGGGAGGCCCAGGGCUGCCUGCGCUCCUUGCCCCAAGCUGAUCGCCGUCUGUCUCGGCCCCACUCGUACCAGAGCCCCACCACCAGUUCCAUGGCCAAGAUUGCCCGCAGCAUCUCUGUUGGGGAAAACUUGGGUCUGGCUGCUGAACAUCAAGCUCCUGCUCCCAUCCGCAUCUCACCACUCAACAAGCUGGCCCUGCCCAGCCGAGCUCACCUGGUCCUGGAUAUCCCGAAGCCACUGCCUGAUCGUCCCACCUUGGCCACCUUCUCACCUGCUACCAAGGGCCGGGCCCCUGGUGAGGCAGAACAGCCCAGCUGCCCAGCGGGGCUAGGAAAGGCUCACAGUACAGCUGAGAGGCGGGCCUGUUCAGGGGAGGGUGCCACUCCCAAGCCUAGGACAGAGUGCCAGGCUCAGCCUGGGCCCAACAGCCCCCGUGCCCAGCAACUACCAGUCAGCAGCCUCCUCCGAGGCCCUGCGAACGUGCAACCCCUUGAGAAGACUCCUAGCCCUGUGGAAUGUGCCAGGCCAGGGGCAACCCUGAGCCGGGACUCAGAACCAGCAGUGAGCCUGGAGCAGUGUGAGCAGCUCGUGGCUGAGCUCCAGGGCAGUGUGCGCCAGGCCGUGCAGCUCUACCACUUGGUGGCCAGCUGCAAGACACCCUCGGUGGAACAAAGUCGCAUCACCCAGCUCCUCAGAAACACCUUCUCUUCAGUGCGGCAGGAGCUGGAGGCCCUGGCCGGGGCGGUGUUGGCCAGCCCGGGUGGGAGCCCUGGGGCUGUGGGGGCUGAGCAGACACAGGCCCUGCUGGAGCAAUACUCAGAGCUGCUGCUUCGAGCUGUGGAGCGGCGCAUGGAACGCAGACUCUGA
This is a messenger RNA of Rangifer tarandus platyrhynchus (Svalbard reindeer), 4527 nucleotides long. The record is from the annotation of a GenBank genome assembly. NCBI's taxonomy places the organism in Eukaryota, Metazoa, Chordata, Mammalia, Artiodactyla, Cervidae.